Messenger RNA from Octodon degus (degu), 1043 nucleotides. RefSeq names its product intraflagellar transport 43 (gene Ift43). NCBI's taxonomy places the organism in Eukaryota, Metazoa, Chordata, Mammalia, Rodentia, Octodontidae. The record is from RefSeq and is a predicted model, not a curated record. The transcript has 10 exons. Bases 13 to 639 code for a protein of 208 amino acids. Gene Ontology annotation, biological process: intraciliary retrograde transport. Gene Ontology annotation, cellular component: intraciliary transport particle A; cilium.
GCGGCCGCGGAGAUGGACCCUGUGCUGGACCUGGGCGAGGAGCGGCGCCGGGGCUCGGCCACCUCCGGGGCCAAGAUGGGUCGCCGAGCUCAAUUGGAGUCCACUCGGGCUGACAAUCACUCUAGUAGCAAGAGUUCUUCGUUGACUCUGGCUGGAGAGGCUCCCCCUCCCAAACCCCCUCGCAGGCUUGGAGGCUGGACAGAUGAUUCCAUGAGGACCUCAAAGUUGGGAAGGAAGGCUUCUGAAGAGAUAGAAGAGGCCAGUCACCGCCUCAGACAGCAGAGCCUGGAUGGAUCAGAUGAUGGAGAUAUUCCCAUCAUUCCUGAUCUGGAAGAAGUACAGGAAGAAGAAUUCAUUUUGCAGGUGGCGUCCCCUCCCAGUGUCCAGGUAAACCGAGUGAUGACCUACCGCGACCUGGACAAUGACCUCAUGAAGUACUCAGCCUUUCAGACCUUGGAUGGCGAGAUCGACCUGAAACUCCUCACCAAAGUUCUGGCACCAGAGAACGAAGUCCGAGAGGAGGACGUCGGCUGGGAUUGGGACCAUCUGUACACAGAGGUGUCCUCAGAGCUCCUCAGCGAGUUGGACCUGCUGCAGACAGAGAAGGAGGACCCUGCUGGGCUACUCAAGCAGACCUGAACCCAUAGCCUCCAUUCUGGACUUGAACAGAGGAGGCCUUGUGUGAGGCCAAGAACCUUCCCCGCUGCCUCUCCUGGACACUGCAUUGGCUCAGCCGGACUGGCCACAGCUAGCAAAGCGCACUCUCUGACCGUGGGGAGCUUCUCUCCUUCUGCCUGGAAAGCCCUUCAUUAAAAUUCAGAAAAACAAAAAGGCUCAACACAUCAAAAACCCACUGGGGGGUUAUUUUUGUGUGACUACAGUGCCCUUCCCUAGUGAGCCACAUGGCUCCAGAACAGGCAGAGUGCGUGCUUGGCUGCUAAUUAUAAACCCAGGGAUUUAGUGGCUUUGGGGUCCCGUUCCCUCCUUUUCCAGAGUUGUACUAUUAGCCCUGACAGGUCCUCUUUGGAAUAAAUCCCAUGGCU